AUGUCUAUGUCUGAUUCUGAUUCCUCUUCUUAUGUUGGGGAUUACAAAAGUUUUAAACAAAUUUGUCGUGAGCGAUUAUUACAUGAAAUGUUGAGAUCAACAAAAACAGGAGAUUCAAUAUCAACUUGGAAGGUAUUAAUAAUGGACAAACUAACUGUAAAGAUAAUGUCUCACUCAUGCAAGAUGACUGAUAUCACUAACGAAGGUGUUUCAUUGGUUGAAGACAUAUACAAACGAAGACAAUCAUUACCCACCAUGGAUGCUAUAUAUUUCAUCCAACCAACUCGAGAGAAUGUAAUAAUUUUUUUGUCAGACAUGUCUGGAAAAACACCCUUAUACAAGAAGGCAUUUGUUUUCUUCAGUUCAACUAUUUCUAAAGAAUUAGUUACUGACAUUAAGAAAGAUGCAAAAGUGUUGACUCGAUUAGGGGCAUUGAGAGAGAUGAAUUUGGAGUAUUUUCCCAUAGACAGUCAGGGUUUCAUCACAAAUAAUGACCAAGUGUUAGAGGAGUUAUUUGGGGAUGAAGAGAAUAAUCAUAAAGGUGUUUCAUCUUUGAAUGUGAUGGCAAAAAGGAUUGCUACAGUUUUUGCUUCUUUAAGAGAAUUUCCUUCUGUUCGCUUUCGUGCUGCCAAGUCCCUAGAUGAAACUACAAUGACUACUUUUCGUGAUCUUAUUCCUACAAAGCUUGCUGCCGAAGUUUGGGAUCAUCUUGUGAAAUAUAAAAAAAGUAUACCUAACUUUCCUCAGACAGAGACGUGUGAAUUACUCAUUCUUGAUAGAUCUAUUGAUCAGAUUGCACCUGUGAUACAUGAAUGGACUUAUGAUGCCAUGUGUCAUGAUUUGUUGAAUAUGGAGGGAAAUAAAUAUGUUCAUGAAGUUCCCAGCAAACCUGGUGGUCCAAUAGAGAGAAAAGAGGUUCUUUUGGAGGAUCAUGAUCCUAUAUGGCUUGAGCUUCGCCAUGCUCAUAUUGCUGAUGCUAGUGAACGACUGCAUGAGAAGAUGACUAACUUUAUUUCAAAGAACAAAGCUGCACAGAUACAACAUGGUUCAAAUGGUGAAAUGUCAACAAGGGACUUACAGAAAAUGGUUCUAGCACUUCCAAAAUACAAUGAACAGAUUGACAAGCUCUCUCUCCACGUAGAGAUUGCAGGAAAAAUUAAUAGAAUCAUUAGGGAGUCAGGACUACAGGAACUUGGUCAACUGGAGCAAGAUCUUGUUUUUGGAGAUGCAACUACAAAAGAUGUGAUCAGAUUUUUGAGCAUGAAAGAAGAUAUGACAUGUGAAAAUAGGUUGCGCUUGUUAAUGAUUCUUGCCUCUAUUUAUCCUGAGAAAUUUGAGGGAGAAAAGGGUCUCAAUUUGAUGAGGGUAUGGUUCCUUUUUUACAGGGUAGCAAAAUUGACAGAAGAGGAUAUGAGUGUUGUGCAUAAUUUGAAAAUGCUUGGGGUACAACCAGUUGCCAAAAAAAAAAUGACCACCGCUUUUGGUCUUAAGUUUGAUAUCCGUAAGAAGAAGAAGAAGCGUGCUGCAAGAAAAGAACGUCUUGAUGAAGAAGAAAAGUGGCAGCUAUCACGCUUUUAUCCCAUAAUAGAGGAACUCAUUGAAAAACUCACAAAAAAUGAAUUGUCAAAGGAAGAUUAUCCAUGUUUGAAUGAUCCAAGUCCAUCAUACCACGGAUCACCUCUUUUUGGUUCUGUAAACCAAAAUCCUCAUUCAAUGAGAUCAAGGCGUACACCUAGUUGGGCUCGAUCACGUAGUUCUGAGGAUGGCUACUCAAGUGAUUCAGUGCUUAGACAUGCAUCGAGUGAUUUCAGGAGGAUGGGGCAACGAAUUUUUGUAUUCAUUGUUGGUGGAGCAACCAGAUCUGAGCUUAGGAUUUGCUAUAAGCUUACCGAAAAGCUAAAAAGGGAAAUUAUUCUCGGCUCAUCAAGUCUUGAUGAUCCUGCACAAUUUAUUAUGAAACUAAAGAUGAUAACAACGCAUGAGCUUUCAUUAGAUGAUAUCCAAAUAUGAUGUUAAUGACUUUAGAGCUAGAAGAUGAGCUUCUGUUUACUUGUAAAUUAUAUUUGUGUUGUAAUCAUAUAGUUUAAUCAUCUUGAUAUUACAAUUUGAAAAUUUUGUUCAUUGUGAACAGACUAAGGAGAACAAUCUUCAUUAGCUAC
Molecule: messenger RNA, 2159 nt
Organism: Cajanus cajan (pigeon pea)
Lineage: Eukaryota; Viridiplantae; Streptophyta; Magnoliopsida; Fabales; Fabaceae
Product: SNARE-interacting protein KEULE
Biological process (GO): vesicle-mediated transport
Source: RefSeq, a predicted model, not a curated record